CAAAGAGGCGUGCUGUGUUGCCACAGCAACAUCCGCCAACAGGAAGCGCGAAGAGAAGAGAUAGAUGUUUUCAGCAGCAAACUAUAGCUGAGUCAAUGAACAAACCACCCCAAAUCAACAUUUCACCAUGUCUGGUAACAAAGAACUCGCUCCGGCAUGGCCAUCUACUUCAAAACAAGAGAACAAAAAACUGAAAGAUGCUUCUUCCAUAGUACCUGUCAGCAGGGAUAAUAAAGAACUUCCAGAGUUAAGAGACAAGUCAGCUGUGGCAGACCUCUCAAAGCCUCUUCCCACAUCUUUACGGCAUGAUUUCAUCCCAGAAGAGAUCUUUGUUGCUUUGACCUCUGCUGCCAACCCUAUCCCUUGUCCCAGUUUUUUAAGACCUCCCAAGAAAACAAAAAGUAUAAAAGACUUUCAGGGUUGUAUCCGUACUGUUGAUGGGGUCUGGCAACAUCCUGUCCGCAGAAACAAGUUUAGAUAUCUGAUAGAACAUCCCAUCUGCCUGACAGGAGCUGGAAGGGAUGUCUCUUUUCUAUAUGAUGUUGCUGCUGAUAAAGAGGCAAAGAAUCCUCCCCCAACUCCUGUGCCUCAUAAGACUUCAAGAAGUUUGAAGCAGGAAGCCGAUGCAGCUAAACCAUCAGCAGGCAUAGCUGACAGUCUUGUUCCAGAGGAAUUUCAUGUUAUAAAGAACAGAGGUGUCCUGGGCUUGGAGUAUUAUGAUGAUAAAUAUACAACGCUACUUGAAGAUGAGGAAAACAGGUUGCGGGUUUUUCCAUCCAUGAAGCCCGCUGGGAGGCUGGAGGUCCUCCAGCUGAUGAAGGUGAUGGACACCAUGCUGGAAAAGGCUGGAACAAAUAAUAGGGAUGUUGGAGUAACAGGGAUUUCUCAGAUGCACAAUGUCCUGGAGGUGCUGAAGGUGGAACAGAACAUCUACAAUAUAGUGUUUCACGAAAUCAUCCGACAAGUCAGUGUGGACUGUGCAGAACGAGGAGAGCUGCUUUCCAGGCUCAGACAAAGAUAUGUUGAGCUGCUGGAGCGGAUUCCAAGACAGAUGAGGAAUCUUUACAAAGAAAUGAUGGCACAGAGGGUAAUGGACAAACACAUCACAGAUGAAUUAUUCAGUUUCAAAGAAGCUAUAGGGAAACUGACAAGGGAGCUGAAUACCAUCCGAGAACAUGACCGUAGAGUAACUGUUGAAGCGGAAAAAGCCUAUGAGGAAUUAGCAAAGGCAGUACGGGAUUCUGAGAUGAAUGCAAACCUUUUGGAUGAAUAUCGUGAACUAUAUGAAUUGCAGAGAGCAAGGCUUGAGACCCAGAUUCACCAGUUAGCCCAAGAGAAAGAGCUCUGGAGCAAUGCUACAUAUGAUUUGGCUCUGAAGGUGAUUGAAAAGAACAAGUUGAUAUUGGCUCGCAGAAUGUAUGACAGUGAAAAGGCUUGGGUCAAAGUCAUGAGACAUUUCAAUAUGAUGUUGGCAUCACAGGACGCCACUGAUCUUUCCACUCUUCAGGAGGUGACACAGGAGUUCCGGGAACUUGUGAGCCAAAUUGGCAUAGAGGUGGAGCAAGUUGAAGAAACUAGUAGGGAGAGAGCAAGGAGUAUUCAGAAUGGUUUGGCUGGUUGGCUCAAUUACUUCCAGAAUCAUGUUCUUGGAAGAGGAAAUUACAGUCAUGGAAAAGGUGCCUCUUUGUUGGAUCAAGUCCUUGUGGAUCUCAAGGUCUGGGAAAAGAUGUUGAAUGAGGAGUUGGCCCAGUUUGGCGGCGACAUGCUUCUAGUGAGACAAGAGCCCCUCAAGGCAGCUGCUGAUCUACAGAAGCGUUGGGUGGAGCUGGGAGUUGCUAUGCAUGGCCGUCACAGGGAUCUCAAAGGCAAGAUGCCUCCCGAGUUGAAAACGCUGGAGAAAAUCAACAGAUACUCCAACACUCUCUGUGAGCAGCACCGUAUAAGGAUCGGUGGAGAGAAUGGGUCUGCUAGGAUUUUAACAACUUUGGUCAACGGUUUGGAAGACUGGACAUUCAAGCUGCUAGCCAGCAAACAAAAGUCUGGUAUGCAUGAAACUGACUGGAUAAAAUUUUUCCAAGCAGUUUCUGAAUGGAUUAUUCAGAUCGAUGAUCUGUUGAAGUUCAUUGGUUCCACCGAGACUCCAGAGGAACGAAGGCUUCGAACAUUUAAUAUUUCGAUGGUCCCUGAGGAUGUGUUCAAGAAGAUUCAGCAGUGGAUCCUGACCACUACUAGUGGUUCUGAGAAAGAAAAUGUUCAGCUUACCCAGGAAUUAACCGACUUCCACAAUGUUUUGAGCAAGUGGAUGGUAAACCUGCUCAUCCACAUGGUGCCAGACCACAUCACUCAUGAUACUCUCCCCUUGACUGAUGCAGAAGCAGCAAGGCAGGCAGAACAGAAGAUGUUGAGCAUUUUCAAGCUGGAAGGAGAUGCCAUGGGCCUGGCUGCAAAGCUGAGCAAGUUCUCCUGUUACAUAGUCAGCUGUUGCAAGGAGAUGGUUUCAAUGAUAACGCGUAAGAAAAUGGCUGCUUUAGAACCAAAUGCAGAACUUGAAUUGCAACAAUUGGAGAAGAUCAAGACAGAGUGCCUGGAUUGGAUUGAGACCUGCAACCUUCUGCUGUCUCAGAUGAAGACCACUCCCACCAGCUUAAUCAGCCAAGAAGAACUAGUCAGGUUAUUUGGAUCAGAGGUGCUUCAGCCAAAACGACAACUGCCUCCUCCCCCGGAACAUGAUAUGAGGAGCAUCUCCACUACAGAAGAAGCUGAGGAAGGUAAAAAAGGCAAAGCAGCUGUGGAGGAUACAAAAGAUAAAGAAACAGUGGGAAAGGAGCAAGUGCUAGGAACAGAGGAACAAGCACUUGUGCCCAGUACCAGUACUGGUAAGCAGGCUGAAAGCGCUGAGAUCGUUUACCCAGUCAGAUAUAUUGGUGACGAUUCUAAUGUGCAUGUCAAAUCUAUGAAAGCGGAAGAAAUCACAGUGUCAGGGAGGGACUUGUAUGCCAGUCAGUGGACCACUAAAUUCUCGAAAAAGGAAUUUGAGAUGCUGGCUUCACUGGAAAUUCUGGAAGAGCGGCUCAUAGAGGCUGAAAAGCGAGCACAGCAAGCUGAGGAAAAAUCUGAAGUCCUUCAUGAGGAGUUGGAAGAAGCCCUAGCAAAAAUCCAGAACCUGGAGGGUGAGGUGCCAAAGCGGAAGGCUUCUGCAGAAAAGACAGAAAAACUUGAACCAGAAGUCCCUCCUAAGCAAAAGCCUGAUUCUUCACGGCAUUCUUCUAAACCAUCUACACCACGUACUAAGAAAGCCGGCAAACCCAAGCGCUGAAGAAGAGGGUGACAUCAAAAAAGCCUUUGGCUCCUGCCUGUAGUUGACACUAGCUACAGACUGAGGGUCGCAUAUCUCUGGAGUGCAGGGGCUACUUGGAAUUCUCUCACUUCUUUUAGUGUAUUAGUGUAGUACAUGGACAGGAGUUAACUGAAUGUUUUGGGUUUGUUUGCCAGUUUUUAUUACUUAUAUAGAAAAUAUUCAAGUUCUAGGUUGUGGUUUCCCCGACAUUUCACUGUAUUUAUCUAUACAAAUUGUGGAUUGGAUUUAAGAGUAACUCAGAGGAAAGAU
Rhineura floridana is the source of this 3607-nucleotide messenger RNA. It is a transcript of the gene AXDND1, whose product is annotated as axonemal dynein light chain domain containing 1. The record is from RefSeq and is a predicted model, not a curated record. The coding region runs from base 128 to 3316 and encodes 1062 amino acids. Lineage: Eukaryota; Metazoa; Chordata; Lepidosauria; Squamata; Rhineuridae. The transcript has 26 exons.